CUUAGAAGUGCUUUUCUUGCCUUCCAUGCAUGCGCAUAAAGCAUUGAAUGGAAUUAAUUAAGUUAAAACACUUUUUUCCACGUUGUCCAAAUACCUGUUAGUAUUGGCUCCGUGUGGCGACUGGCUCCUGAGCUAGCACAAAUUGGCGCGCAAGCAGCUCGAAAAGUUGGAAUCAUGGCGCAGACUUUGAAUCGAGUUGCUUUCUCCUUGUCAAGCAGCCCUGGUCUGACCACAUCCGAGGCAUGCAGAUCUCAAGCUCGCAGCAGAGGUGCCACCUCAUAUAGCGCACAUAGCGUGCAUUCCUGCCGCUGCGCUCAUGCAGCUUCCCCAACUGUCUUAUUUGCAAAGAAAAGCGUGGCCCGGGCAGCUUUCUUUGGGACCUCUAUUUCAGGCGAAAAAGUUGGCAAUGUUAGGCAAGCUAAGCUCCAGAUUGUGAGGGCUGCUGCCGAGGGGGCUACAGAGUUGGAGAAGGGGUCCGAGGGGCCCCCCGUGCAAUUGGGGACGGCGGAGCUUCCAGAGGACAUCAAUCUGGCCAAAUUGAAGCAGUUGCUUUAUCAGUGGGCAAACAGCAUAGUCACAUCUUCGGCUCUGCCACUGCCAUUGCCCCUCAAGGUUGACCCGCUUGACAAUGGCGUACGCCUGGCCUUUAUCAGGAUCGAGGCAGGCGAGAUCAGCGAGUUGUUCCGGAUUGAUGUGUUGCUCACCCCCAAAAGUGAAGGGGAGCGAAGACCGAUGUUUAAGGUCUUCAGGGAUGGUCCUUACAAGAACCAGAAGGCUGCCUUUGAGCCGCAAGUAAUGAGCAGCCUUUUAGCAGCGUUGAAGAAGUCUGUGCCUUUGAGCCGAGGGGAAUAGAUUGCACACCCGAUCCUGCACACGACUCGUGUUGUUAAGUAGACCAUUUUCGGCGAGCUUCCGCGACGCAUAGCCAAACAACGCUCCGCGUGUUUGCCGAAGGCCCAACCGCCUUUGGCUUCGAGCAAUUGUUCUGCAACACUGAAACUGACUUUCUUGCCUGCGAGACUUCUUGACGGUACACACUGACCAUUUGUAAGGCUCUUGAUCUGCACAUAUGCAGAAAAUGUGGUGCACACCGUUGAGUACGUACGGGCCUUU
Molecule: messenger RNA, 1113 nt
Organism: Klebsormidium nitens
Lineage: Eukaryota; Viridiplantae; Streptophyta; Klebsormidiophyceae; Klebsormidiales; Klebsormidiaceae
Source: the annotation of a GenBank genome assembly